GAUGUAGCUAAGUCAGUAUUGACGUUUUGGUUUUAGAAUUGCUCGACUACUAUUUCAUCAUCCAGUGGGUCGACGAAAGAGUGCUCACAAUUUCUUGCAAAUCCGGCGAGCAUGCUCAACACCAAAGAAUUCAACGCCCUCGAUCUGGCGCAACCGACCAACUUCAAUGCUAUGAUGAAGAGUGGCGAGUUGCUUUGGGGAACCACCUGUCGAAUCCCUAGCGAGGAGUCUGCCCGCAUUUUGGCCUCUCUCCCACACCAAUUCUGCUUCAUAGACAGCGUUCUAAUAUCUGCAUUCGAUUCGGAACAGGAACACACUCCUAUUGGUCCUACGGAGCUUGCUCGUCUCAUUCGAGCAAUACAAUAUUUUUCAUGCGGGUCUAUGGUUCCGCUUGUCCGCGUCCCAGCCAACAGCCCUGAUCUGAUCACAUACGCCCUUAAUGCUGGUGCAGGAGGAGUUAUAAAACCACAUAUUCAAAAUGCCACCGAAGCGCGUGAGUUUGCAAAACUUGCGCGUUUCCCGCCUCACGGUAUAAGGAGCUUUCCACCUGGUGCCUUUGUCGGGGAUCAGGCGCGCGCGCCACCUGGUAAGUCUGUUUACGACGUCUGGAACGAGCAUAUCGCGGUCAUCUGUCAGAUAGAAGAUGUAGAGGGGGUGAGGAAUAUAGACGAGAUCGCUGGAGUAGCCGGAGUGGACGCGCUCAUGGUUGGCGCAAGCGACCUUCGAUUUUCACUUGGAUUGGAAGCUGGGAGUCCAGACGGAGAUGAAGAGUGCUUCGUGCAGAGCCUGUCGAAAAUUCAGAGAGCCGCCAAGAGACAUGGACUACCAGUUCUCGGAUUUGGAACAUCUCCCGAGGUGUUGCGGAAACGCAUCGCACUCGGCUGGACAGCGUUCGUGAUCCACAGUGAUGUGGCAGGCCUGUUCCAGUCGGGGAUACAGAGCUUGGAGACGUUCAGCGGUGCAGCCUUGAAGUUGAAACAGGUGGUGACGAAGAGUGGACUUGUCACCAAUGGUGAGGUGAGGACGUUGAGUACGGAUAGUCUUAUGAAUAAGCCAGAUGAAUAA
Pseudovirgaria hyperparasitica is the source of this 1065-nucleotide messenger RNA. RefSeq names its product HpcH/HpaI aldolase/citrate lyase family protein. Gene Ontology annotation, cellular component: cytoplasm. The record is from RefSeq and is a predicted model, not a curated record. Bases 112 to 1065 code for a protein of 317 amino acids. The transcript has 3 exons. Lineage: Eukaryota; Fungi; Ascomycota; Dothideomycetes; Acrospermales; Acrospermaceae. Gene Ontology annotation, molecular function: aldehyde-lyase activity.